CAAGUACUCCUUUUCUUUUUGCGAAUACAGACUAACACAGCUGCUACUCUGAAACCUUAAAAUCUUGAGAUUCUGGAGGCAGGCCUGCAAUGUCCCACAAAGCCUGUGUGAUUAGAUGCUGACAGAUAUUUGGCUGUGUGUGUGUGUGUUCCCUGUGAGUGCUGCCCCAGUCCUGUGCAGACAGCUGGCACGAUAAACCUUGUGCGAACCGCCCAAUGCCCACAAGAUUCAUUAAGGGACGAAGGCACCCAGCCAGGCUUAUUGUUGACAAAGCACGGUACUAGUAUCCGGCAGACUCUACCGGACCACUAAAUACAUGUAUGCCUGUAACAAUGGAGCAGCUCAGUGAAUGGCGGGACUUUCCGUUCCUCCUUAGGCUAGACAAAGAUACUCCCUCUGAGAUGCAUCUUUAUAUUCUGAUACAAACAAGUUAGUACUGCCCAUUUGAAAUAGAUAGUUAUGGCUCCCUGACGUGGGUAGUUAUCACAUAUCAAGUACACAUUGGUUGGAUCAAAAUGUUUUUAUUACGUACUCUCUCCCUGACCUUAUCUUUUAGGAGGGGUCAGUGUGUUCCUGUUAUCCUUGGGGAAUGUUUUUGUAGCAUUCUUGAUAUCGGGAUGUUCUGGUACCACUGAUAUCGGGAUGUGUUUGCAGUUAAAUUGGAAGAGGUAGUUGCAGAUAUUUGUGAUGAGAUGGGUAGUGGUAUCACUUAUUCAUCAAGAAAAGAGAGAAAAAGGCACAGGCAAAAGUUGGAAGAGGAGGGGGAGUCUAAAAGUGAAGAUGACAGACACAGAAGGAAAAAGAAGAAGAAGAAACAGAACUCUGAACAUCUUUCUUGUAAGGAAGAGGACUCUGUAAAUGUUCAAGAUUCUUGGAAAAAGUCCAAGAAAAGAAAAAGAAAAGAAGAGGUGAAUGGAAGAAAUGGUAUCACAGGAGGUAAGGAGGACAGUGGUCUUAAUGAGUCCAAAAAGCUUAAAAAAAAGUUGGAGGGGGAGAAAGAGCUGGAGCAAGAAAGAAAGGAUGCUAAGCAGAGAAAGACAAGGGCAGUUAGAGGAAAGACUGUUUUAGAAAAGGCCAACGACAGUUUCCUUCUGAGUCCUAGUAAAAGUAGCACAGUAAAAAACAUUGCAGCCCAGUCCAGCAAAAAGAGAGGGGGAAUUUUAGAUUGUGAUUCCUCCAGCACAUCAUCUGACAGUGUAAUGGAUAUGAAACAAAAUAAAUCCUCAAUUAAACCUGUGGCAGCAACCCUACACAGAGACAAAUCCCAACUUGUUGCAAAUUCUGCUAUAAAAACUGUUACUGCUAGUAAAGUUACUGCCAAGUCUAAAGAUGAAAAUUCCCCUAAGACUGCAAUUAGUAAAAAAGCUAAACCCCAGUCCUCGAGUUCAGAUUCUGACUCUAGUAUGGAGGAGGAGGAGCAAAGCAGUAACUCAAAGAGAAAAUUGCUGCCUAAAAAUCCACCAAUUGUGAACAUUAUGUCAAAGUCCCCCAAGGCAAAGACAUCCUCUUCAAAGUCUGAUAGUUCAGAUUCAGAGACAUUUGUUAUUAAAAAGCCCAUAGCAAAUGUUGGCUUCAAUAAAUCCAUUGUAAGAAAUGGUGAUAAACAGUUGCCAACUAGCAAUCAAGGACCAGCUGUAAACCCUAGCAGUUUUGGAAGGGGACUUGGAAGAGGAGAGGAUAACUUCUUCUGGAGAGGAAAUAGGGGCCGUGGGUGUCGUGGGAUGAUCCGAGGCCGGGGCCGGGGCCGAAGUCGAAGCCGAGGAGAAAGCAAUAGCUUCUUCUUCAACUACAGCCGUGAAAGCCAGAAAGAGCAGCAGUUAAAUGAAGCAGCAACAAACACUUCAGUUGUUAUCCAGAAUCCAGUGGAAGUCCCAAAGAGGGAAUAUAGUGUACUACCUCUAUUAGCUGCCCCUCCACAAGUAGGGGAAAAAAUUGCCUUUAAGCUUUUGGAAUUAACUGACAAUUACACUCCAGAAGUAUCUGACUACAAGGAGGGAAAAAUAAUCAGUUGGAAUGCUGAUAACAAACAGCUAGAGCUUGAGAUUCUUUCAUCUUCAGCAGUGGUGAAAGAGCCAGGAAAGUUUGAUCUGGUGUACGAGUCUGCAGAUGGAGCUGAAGUGAUAGAAUAUGCUGUUUCUCAGGAUACGAAGAUAACUGAAAGCUGGGGUGCGCUGAUUGAACCAAGACUGAUUGUUGAACCUUCUCCUACUAAUGAAUCGACCACCGAGAACAUAAAACUCUAAGAUGUGAACUCAUUUUCCAUAUGUGUAAAUAGUUGUAUGGACUCACUGUUUUGUGAAGUACUUUCUUUUGGUUUUGAAGACAGCAAAUGCACUGGAUGUUUUUUAAUAAAUAAUUUAAAAAUGAAA
Dermochelys coriacea (leatherback sea turtle) is the source of this 2369-nucleotide messenger RNA. RefSeq names its product coilin (gene COIL). The transcript has 7 exons. Gene Ontology annotation, molecular function: U1 snRNA binding; U2 snRNA binding. Gene Ontology annotation, biological process: spliceosomal snRNP assembly. The coding region runs from base 693 to 2243 and encodes 516 amino acids. Lineage: Eukaryota; Metazoa; Chordata; Testudines; Dermochelyidae. Gene Ontology annotation, cellular component: Cajal body. The record is from RefSeq and is a predicted model, not a curated record.